This is a messenger RNA of Symphalangus syndactylus (siamang), 3713 nucleotides long. RefSeq names its product parvin beta (gene PARVB). The record is from RefSeq and is a predicted model, not a curated record. Gene Ontology annotation, cellular component: cytoplasm; actin cytoskeleton; lamellipodium. Gene Ontology annotation, molecular function: actin binding. Lineage: Eukaryota; Metazoa; Chordata; Mammalia; Primates; Hylobatidae. Gene Ontology annotation, biological process: actin cytoskeleton organization; substrate adhesion-dependent cell spreading; lamellipodium assembly.
CGCGCCCUCGGCCACUCCCCGGGGCGACCGGGCGGCUCCACACGCGCUGCGCCCGCCGCCGGCCCCACGCGCGGCCCAUGUCCUCCGCGCCGCGCUCGCCCACCCCGCGGCCCCGCAGGAUGAAGAAGGACGAGUCGUUCCUGGGCAAGCUGGGCGGCACCCUGGCCAGGAAGCGGAGGGCGCGCGAGGUGAGUGACCUGCAGGAAGAAGGCAAGAAUGCCAUCAACUCACCGAUGUCCCCCGCCCUGGUGGAUGUUCACCCUGAAGACACCCAGCUCGAGGAGAAUGAGGAGCGCACGAUGAUCGACCCCACUUCCAAGGAAGACCCCAAGUUCAAGGAACUGGUCAAGGUCCUCCUCGACUGGAUUAAUGACGUGCUGGUGGAGGAGAGGAUCAUUGUGAAGCAGCUGGAGGAAGACCUGUAUGACGGCCAGGUGCUGCAGAAGCUCUUGGAAAAACUGGCAGGAUGCAAGCUGAAUGUGGCUGAGGUGACACAGUCCGAAAUAGGGCAGAAACAGAAGCUGCAGACGGUGCUGGAAGCAGUACAUGACCUGCUGCGGCCCCGCGGCUGGGUGCUCCGGUGGAGCGUGGACUCAAUUCACGGGAAGAACCUGGUGGCCAUCCUCCACCUGCUGGUCUCUCUGGCCAUGCACUUCAGGGCCCCCAUCCGCCUUCCUGAGCAUGUAACGGUGCAGGUGGUGGUUGUGCGGAAACGGGAAGGCCUGCUGCAUUCCAGCCACAUCUCGGAGGAGCUGACCACAACCACAGAGAUGAUGACGGGCCGGUUUGAGCGGGAUGCCUUCGACACGCUGUUCGACCACGCCCCGGAUAAGCUCAGCGUGGUGAAGAAGUCUCUCAUCACUUUUGUGAACAAGCACCUGAACAAGCUGAAUUUGGAGGUGACGGAACUGGAGACCCAGGUAUGCGCUGCUUUGGCUUGGAGGAUCCUUUGUCCACCGCCGUUUGCAGUCAGCGUUUUGAUCCCAGGUGGGGCGCGUGAACAAAGCUGGCGCCAUUUUGUUCAUCUCACAAGGAGCUCCCGUGGUGCGGGCAGAAAUAACCACCGCGGCCUUCUCAGCCCCUCCGUCUUCCUUUCCCGGGGCUGCUGCCACAAAACACCACAAACCGAGUGGCCGAAACAACAGAGCUUUGUGUCCUCGAAGUGCUGGAGGCCGAAGUCCAAAGUCAAGGUGGGACCCGGGUGGGCUCCCUCCAAGGCUGUGAGGGAGGAGCUGUUCCUGGCUCCCUCUCAGCUUCUGGGGUUUUGCCAGGAUCUUUAGCAUUCCUUGGCUUGUACACACAUCACUCCCUUCUCUGCCUUCAUCUUCAUGUGGUGUCGUCCUUGUGUGUGUGUCUCUGUGUCCAAAUGUCCCCCUUUUAUCAGGACGUGGUCACGUUGGAUUAGAGCCCACUCAUGGCUUCAUCCCAACCUGACUGCAUCUGUGUAAACCUUGUUUCCAGAUAUGGUCACAUUCAGAGGUCCUGGUGAUUAGGGUUCCACUGUAUCUUUUUUUUUUUUUUUUUUUUUUUUUUUUAAGACAGAGUCUCGCUCUGUCACCCCGGCUGGAGUGCAGUGGCGUGAUCUCGGCUCAUUGCAACCUCCGCCUCCCGGGUUCCAAUGAUUCUCCUGCCUCAGCCUCCCAAGUAGCUGGGACUACAGGUGCGUCCCACCAUGCCCAGCUAAUUUUUGUAUUGUUAGUAGAGACAGGGUUUCACCAUGUUGGACAGGAUGGUCUCGAUCUCUUGGCCUCAUGAUCUGCCUGCCUCAGCUUCCCAACUACUGUAUUUUUUUUUGGAAGAUGCAAAACCCCAAAACACCUGAAUGGUGUUAUUCAACCCAUAACACCUCCAGGGCUCCACCCCAGCCCACCACAGGGCCUUUGCACAUGCAGUUCCUCUGUCUAGAACAUGCUGGCCCCUUCAGCCUCUGCUCAGUGCUGCUGUCACACUGUGGGCAGGACCUAGCAAAUAUCCCCCUGGUAAGUACAUACAACACAUUUCUUCUGCAAUAAGUAUAUCAAAUCUACUCCCUCAGCCCCAACCCCUACUCAAAGCUAAAGGAGCAUCCUUAAAUUACGUUUUUGGGCACUCCGCGAGCAUUAAAGACAAAAUAUAAUUUUCCCAGGAUUAGCGGGAUGCUUGAAUGCGGAAAUUUUUGAGCUCUUGGUACAGACAUCCCUAAUGCACAGCUGAUCCUUCUUAAACCCCAGGGUGAAUGCAUUCAUUCCCUUCCCUUUCUUUAACUUUUCUCAUUUGCUUUUCUAAUUUAAAAAGUAAUUCAGGUUCAUUGUAGAAAUGUCUGAAAAUGCAGAUAAGCAAAACAACAAUCACCCGUAAUCCCGUCACCCGGAGAUGAAUGCACAGAGGGUUUUGUUCAGGCCUUUUUUCUACACAUACGGCGAGUCACGGACAGCAUGGGUCUGUGUGCAAAAGCAUCACGGUCUGUUUUUAAUGUGUAUAUUUAUUUGUGUAUCGCUGGCCAACACAUUUCUUAUUUUCCGCAGUUUACAAAUGUUGCACAUUUAGCCUCGGAUUAUUUUCUGUUUGAGACAUUAGCACCCCAGAAGCAGCCGAGGUGAAAAGUAAAAAUCCUCCUUUCUACUUUUCUGGAGACCUCCCCCUUCAGACUGUCCAGGGGCAGCUAACUGGAGUUCAUGGUUGGAUGUGUAUUUUUCUAGAUAUUUUCUUUUCCUUUCUUUCUUUUUUUUGAGACAGUGUCUCGCUCUGUCACCCAGGCUGGAGUGCAGUGACACAAUCUCAGCUCACUGCAACCUCUACCUCCUGGGUUCAAGCAAUUCUCCUGCCUCAGCCUUCUGAGUAGCUGGGACUACAGGUGCGUGCCACCAUGCCUGGCUAAUUUUUUUGUAUUUUUAGUAGAGACGGGUUUCACCAUGUUGGUCAGGCUGGUCUCGAACUCCUGACCUCGUGACCUGCCUGCCUCGGCCUCCCAAAGUGUUGGGAUUACAGCUAUGAGCCACAUUUUCUAUGCACAAAGGUAUUUUUCUAAAUAACAGUGGAUCUUACUGCCCACUGUUUUGUAAUGUGUUUUGUGUCACUAAAUACACUGUGGGCAUCUUUUGGUGUAAGAGAAAGUGUGUGUGUGUGUUUCUGUCUUUUUUCCCUUGCUCGAUCUAUUGGUCUAUCUAUAUUUUGUCACUUUUAAUGGGAAGUGUAUCUCAUCAGCGGGAAGGCUGCACUGCACCUCAUUAAACCAGUGCCUCACGACUGGAUGUUUUUCUGCUCCUGUAAACAGCAGUGCAGAGAGCAUCUUUGUGCAUGGCUGGCUGUGCUCCUGCCUGCUUCCUCGGAAUAAAAGCCUAGAAGUGGAGUCAUUAGAGCGAAGCCUGUACCGCACACUUUGAAGGCUCAGGAAGAUUUGCUGUGUGGGGGCCCCUGGUACUGUCAUGGGGCGUGUGGGGGCACUGCUCCCCCACAUCCAUGCCAGCUGUCCCCACAGCCCUCUCAGAGGCGUCUGCACAUCAGUAUUCGCAGCUGGGCCUCUUACACUGAGACUCUAACAUUAAAUUUGCGUUUAUUUUUAUUUACUCAAUAUCUUCAUUUUUUUCCCCUAUUAAUCAUACUAUAUAGAGUCUUAAAAGUACGUUUAACCAGUGGUCCCCCAGAAAAGGUCGCUGGUCACAGAAAUGCACGGAUUUUUGUUUUGUUUUGUUGCAAAGGAAUUUGGGUGUUUUUAUAAAUACCGUAUACAUUUA